Molecule: messenger RNA, 2043 nt
Organism: Panicum virgatum (switchgrass)
Lineage: Eukaryota; Viridiplantae; Streptophyta; Magnoliopsida; Poales; Poaceae
Product: thioredoxin-like protein AAED1, chloroplastic
Exons: 8
Coding region: 1239-1724 (161 amino acids)
Molecular function (GO): antioxidant activity
Source: RefSeq, a predicted model, not a curated record
CCCGCGUCCCGCCAUCCGCAACCGCCUCCGUCACACCGCAACGGUCACCUCCUCCUCUCGGCGCUCUCCAAGUCCAACCUCGCCUCCCCUCCUCUCCUCCGCGGUUAGGGUUCCGCCGCGUCUCCCGUUCCACACCCAUGGCCGCGCCCGUGCCCGCCUCUCUAGCGCCGCGCGUCUCCCUCCCGCCGCGCGCUCGCUCCACCGCCUCCUCUUCCCGCGGCCUGGGCCUCGCCUCCCUCCCUGGCCGCCGCCGCCGCCACCGCCACCGCCACCUCCGUCUCCGCCGCUCACCGUCGCCGGCAGGGACUGCCGCCGCGAGCUCCGCGUCCGCGCCUUCCCCAUCGGGCAUCGGCGACGCCCUCGGUGGCGUCGAAAUCUACUCCGCGGCCACCGGCGAGCCCGUCGUGUUCAGGGACCUGUGGGAUCAGAACGAGGGAAUGGCUGUUGUUGCGCUGCUAAGGCAUUUUGGGUGCCCUUGCUGGUGAGGGAGGAAGCUUAAUUGUAUCUGCAUUAGCUGGUAUAACUUUGAUGUUGUUUCUUGUUAGAAUAAAUGGGCCAAGAGCCUAUUUAAUAAAAUGAUCAAUAAAUCCCAAGGCCCAUAUUUUUAAGGGGUAGUUACAAUUGUGAUAAUACCACGUUGAUGGCCAUCAACAAAUAACUAGAAACUGAUCUUUCAAUAGCUGGUUAAUGGUUGUUAACAAAUGACCAAAAACUGAUCUUUUAAUGGCUGGUUGAUGGCAUUAACCUGGGUACUCAAAGGUUGGCUGGUUGAUGGCAUUAACCUGGGUACUCAAAGGUUGGCUGGUUGAUGGCAUUAACCUGGGUACUCAAAGGUUGGCUGGUUGAUGGCAUUAACCUGGGUACUCAAAGGUUGGCUGGUUAAUGGCAUUAAUCUGGGUACUCAAAGGUCUCCCCUAAAGCCUAAUAAGAGAGGCAUCACGUCCUUUGUCUUUCACGGGAAAAAGGAGAGAGCUCCACUACUGUGCUGCAUUUUUGCUCAUCCCCGUUCCGGCGAUCUGAGUGCACGGACUUCGCCGGAAGAGCAGGCCUCCGAAGCUGCGCCCUCACCGAGACUCUGCACCCGAGGAGUAGAGGAGCGAUCAAGUUUUUGGGGAACGCACUUGCGUGACUGCUCGCUGUGAACGACUACUUCGUCUACUUCCCGGAGUCGCCUCUGCAUAGCGAACACCUGCACGGCAUCGAGUUUGAUCGGCUACAUCGAACAGGCUCGACUAGCGAUGUCGGGUAACGGCGCAUCUGGUUCCUUCGGAACCGGCCCCGCCUCUGGCUGGGAGUUGGCCGCCGUUUUGAGGGACACAAAGGAGAGAUUUGAUUCAGCUGGAGUAAAACUGAUUGCUGUUGGUGUUGGCACUUCAGCUAAAGCCCGUAUUCUUGCUGAUCGCUUGCCCUUUCUGUUGGAGUACCUCUAUGCAGAUCCUGAAAGGAAGGCGUAUGAUCUCUUGGGUCUAUAUUUUGGUAUUGGCCGUACAUUCUUCAACCCAGCCAGUGUGAAAGUGUUUUCACGGUUUGACUCCCUUAGGGAGGCAGUGAAGAACUACACAAUCGAUGCCACCCCAGAUGAUAGGGCAGGUGUCCUGCAACAGGGGGGAAUGUUUGUAUUCAAAGGUAAAGAACUGUUAUAUGCAAGGAAAGAUGAGGGCACAGGUGACCAUGCACCUUUGGAUGAUGUGCUCAACAUUUGCUGCAAAGUUCCAGUAGCCUGAUGGCACGACCUACAAAGUUCAGUAGUUAAAAAGCACUUUCGGUGCCCCUGAUUCCUGAAGUUCCAAGAGUGCCUGCUGCAAGAGUUGCUUGUCCAUCAAUGUGCAUGUGGUAUACCAAUGUGCCAAGCUUCGUGUAUAGUAUAGGUCGAAAUGCCUGGUUUACUUUGAUACCUUGACGGCGGUGGAUUGUGCAUUGUAAGUAUUCAAGUUGCUGUUUAAUAGUUCUUGAUGUAUGCUGAACAUCUGGUUAGUACAUGGUAAAAAUCUUUUUUUUUUGAAAAGUACACGGUAAAAAUCUGAAAAGCAAAGUUCGAAGUCC